Alexandromys fortis (reed vole) is the source of this 562-nucleotide messenger RNA. It is a transcript of the gene Rpl36al, whose product is annotated as ribosomal protein L36a like. The transcript has 2 exons. Lineage: Eukaryota; Metazoa; Chordata; Mammalia; Rodentia; Cricetidae. Gene Ontology annotation, biological process: translation. Gene Ontology annotation, molecular function: structural constituent of ribosome. The coding region runs from base 163 to 483 and encodes 106 amino acids. The record is from RefSeq and is a predicted model, not a curated record. Gene Ontology annotation, cellular component: ribosome; cytosolic large ribosomal subunit.
CUCCGGAGGCGGCCGCCGCCUAUUGGCUCGUGGUCCCGUCGCUCAGACCCAGUUCCGAUUUCCGCUCGCCUCGGCCCUUUCCCGUCCGGCUCGUGCGGUGGUGGCGGCGGUUUCGGACCCCGGCUCUUCUCGUUUCCAUCGGGUAGACGCUCUACUGCAAAGAUGGUCAACGUACCCAAAACUCGAAGGACUUUCUGUAAGAAAUGUGGCAAGCAUCAGCCUCACAAAGUGACCCAGUACAAGAAGGGCAAGGAUUCCCUGUACGCCCAAGGGAAGCGGCGCUACGAUCGGAAGCAGAGUGGUUACGGUGGGCAGACAAAGCCAAUUUUCCGGAAGAAGGCCAAAACCACAAAGAAGAUCGUGCUCAGGCUUGAGUGUGUGGAGCCCAACUGCAGGUCCAAGAGGAUGCUGGCCAUUAAGAGAUGCAAGCAUUUUGAACUGGGAGGAGACAAGAAGAGAAAGGGCCAAGUGAUCCAGUUCUAAAACUUGGGUUUUCUGAGAGGAAAAUGCUGAAGCAGCAGGAAAGUUACCUGUUAGAAAAUAAAAGUUAUUGUUAUUGAUA